AUGGCCUGGCUCCUACCCGUCACCCUCGGAUGCCUCAGCCUCCUCUGCCUGCAGCUCCCAGGAGCACUGACCCGCUGCCAGGGCGGAAGCCGGCAGCCCGUCCGGCCCAGGGCGCCUCCAGCCAGGACCCUCGCCAGCGGCCUGCAGCCCCAGCACCCCGCACCCCGGCCUGUGAUCCACAAGCCACCCCAGAGGGGCGCUCGUCUGACCCCUGCCGUGGGUCAGCCUCUCCGGAGUGGUCCCCAUCGGCACUUGAGCCCCCCAAGGCCCAGAGCCCAGCGCCUGCGGGUGGGCUGUGUGCUGAGCACCUGCCAGGUGCAGAACCUCAGCCACCGCCUGUGGCAGCUCGUGGCGUCGGCCGGCCACCAGGACCCAGCCCCCAUGGACCCCAGCAGCCCCCACAGCUAUGGCUGA
Molecule: messenger RNA, 414 nt
Organism: Pipistrellus nathusii (Nathusius's pipistrelle)
Lineage: Eukaryota; Metazoa; Chordata; Mammalia; Chiroptera; Vespertilionidae
Source: the annotation of a GenBank genome assembly